Saccostrea cuccullata (small rock oyster) is the source of this 1437-nucleotide messenger RNA. Its product is annotated as sodium/bile acid cotransporter 7-like. Lineage: Eukaryota; Metazoa; Mollusca; Bivalvia; Ostreida; Ostreidae. The record is from RefSeq and is a predicted model, not a curated record. Bases 13 to 1038 code for a protein of 341 amino acids. The transcript is spliced from 11 exons. Gene Ontology annotation, cellular component: plasma membrane.
UCCGGUGAUGAAAUGAUAAUUGUUCCACAAUUUAUUCGCACAAAUUGGUUCCUCUGUGGCAUAGUGUUUGCAAUUUGUUUAGCUAGUGUUGCACCAAGUGUUGGAGCAAAAGGAGGCAUUCUCAGACCAGAAAUAACAGUCAAAUUUAUUGCUGUAGCCAUCAUCUUCUUUAACAGUGGGAUAUCAUUGAGGAGUGAGGACUUGACCAGAGCAUUAGUCCAGUACAAACUCCACUUCUUUGUUCAAGGAUGGACAUUCCUGGUUUUUCCCUUCCUGAUAAAUAUUUUGGUAUCUGUAAUGAGAGAUGGACCAUUUGAUAAGCUCCUUCUACAAGGACUGUUGGUUCUAGGAUGUAUGCCUCCUCCAGUGUCAUCAGCAGUCAUACUCACAAAGGCAGUGUCUGGAAAUGAGGCAGCAGCAAUCUUUAAUUCUGCAGUGGGGAGUUUUGUGGGAAUAUUUGUUACACCAUCUUUGAUACUACUCAAUGUGGGGUCAGCUGUGGAUGUACCAGUCAGUUCUAUUUUUGUACAGCUGUCCCUGACGGUCGUAGCACCCCUGUUUCUGGGUCAGCUGAUCAGGAGGCAAUACAGAAUCUGGUUAGAGAGAAAUCCACUUCCUCUCGGAAGCAUAGGCAGUGCGGUACUUCUGCUGAUCAUUUACACCACAUUUUGUGAUACCUUUUCACAUGCUGAGAUUAACCUGGAUUUCCUCAGUCUAAUUUCCAUUGUCUUCCUCAUUGUAAUCCUCCAAUGUGGACUGCUAUGGAUGGUGUUCUUUGUUACUACACGUCCUUGGCUGAACUUUGACCCUACGGAUACCACCGCCCUGAUGUUCUGUAGUACCCACAAGUCACUCACCCUAGGUAUUCCCAUGAUAAAGAUUGUGUUCAGUGGAGACCCAGGCCUGUCUGUGAUCAGUAUCCCCCUAAUGGUGUACCACCCCACACAGAUCCUACUCGGGGGCCUGCUGGUGCCACCCCUCAAAGAGUGGAUGUAUUCUGCAAGAAGGAACAGGUACAUGAUGGCAAAGCAUGUGUAGAAUACCCAGGAAGGGUUCUUAACUUGGCAAGAACAUCCAGAUUUCGUUACUAGUCUUUCCUGUAUAUAUUAAAUUUUUUUUUCACUUGACUGUCUUAAUUAAUUUUGUAAAUUAUUAGUUUUUCCACUAGUUUACACUCAGUGGCUGAAGUCCAGACUACAAAGAAAUCAUUUUUAUGGAACAUUAUGGAAUAUAUGUCUUCAAUGCGUGAUAAUUUAAAACUCACCAAACAUACAAAAAUAUUUUUAACCAAUCAAAAUGCUCUGCGGGUGGAGCAUUCGUGGAAUCUUGAGUCUGUGACAUAAUGUUAUUACCAGUGUAACUAAGAUGUCAAAACAUUUUGAAAUGCAAUGUAAAUUUUAGCCAAAUAAUGCACAUAAAAUAUCUUGAAAUUGUUAA